AUGCCGACCGAUGGAACGUAUUGGCUCAUCUCAGUGCCGCUUCAGGAUGGCGAUCCGCAUCGAAUGCACACAGAGUUGGCCAGCGCGGUAUCCAAAGAAUCUCAACAAGGUGCAUCCAUUGGAGACGUGUCUCUACCACCUUUGAAAGCCGGCACGCUCUCUUCACUCGUCAGCCUUGCAGACACCCUGCCCAAAGCGGUAUCUGCGGGCGAGACGACUCUAAACAAGCUUUUGGAAACCUUGCGAGCGCUGCUCAAUGACGACCAGGCCGCUCUUGCGCAGCACACGCUCGUCAGGGAAGGAGCUGUGGACAACUACGUUGUGGGCGGUUGGGCUUGGAAUGCGGCCAAGUAUAGAGUGGAUCAAGAUUUGCACGAUGUUGUAGAAGUCAUCAACAGGGAAUUGACCUCGAUCGAUGCAAUCAACAAGGCCAAAGUGAAUGCAUACAACGCUGCGAAAGGCCAAUUGACUCAGCUGCAGAGAAGAAAGACGUGAGUCACUGUCAGAGCAUCGCUUCGAGGUCGUUUGGAGAAUGAAGGCGACCCACGUUGCUCAUGCUAUCCCAACUUCCGGCAGCGGUAACUUGAGCGUGCGGUCUUUGGCGGACGUCGUGCAUCGGGACGAUUUUGCAGACCCCAAAUCGGAAUUCUUGGAUACUUUGCUGGUGGCGGUGCCGAAGUGAGCAAGCCUUAGGAGGCGUGGCGGCAUGCGGGAUUGUCCUCGCAGGCUGACUAGCGAUAUGUUUUUCAGGAACAACAUCAAGGACUGGCAGUCCAAGUACGAGAGGCUGGCGCCUAUGGUCGUACCUAGAUCCUCCAAGUGAGCAGCAUAUAGUCACCCAGUGAUUUCGGCGUUUGACUUACACGCAAGUGCCUAAUCACAGAAAAUUGGCAGCAGACGAGGAGUUUGCCCUUUUCAAUGUCACUGUCUUCAAAAAGACAAAAGACGAGUAUAUUCAGAAAGCUAGAGAGAACAAGUGAGGGUCUUUGAUUGGGCAGGAGUGGGCAAAGUUUGGGUCUGACUCGAUCUCUCCUGUCAUGCACAGAUUCACAGUGAGGGAAUUUGAAUGGGAUGAAGAGGUGGUCGAGCGGGAAAGACAGGAGCUGGAGGACGCUGGAGUAUCAGAAAAGGAGCUCUGGGUGAGUGGCACCAUGUGUUGCUGUAGUCUCUCGAUGCUGCUCACCCUGCCUCACAUGCGGAUGUAUGCUGUUCGCUAGACUGAAGUGCUCCGAUUGACACGAACAAACUUUAGCGAGGCGUACCAGGCUUUGACUCACCUCAAGGUGGUGCGAUCAUUCGUGGAGAGUGUGCUGCGCUUUGGUCUACCAGCCGAUUACUUCGUGGCUGCAAUCAAAGUAUGUAGCGCAUGGGCUUAUUGCUGCGGCCAUGCUCAUCUGAUCGGAAUCUUCCCUGUCUUUGCUUCUUCGACCCGUUCAACAGCCGAACCCAAAGAGGUCAAAAGCUUUGGUAGCCACACUCGCUUCCCACUACGCCCACCUUGCCGCGUACGACAAGAGGCAGUCAAAGAGCAAAAGUGGGGGAGGUGGUGUGAACGACGGAGAAGUCCCCGGAGAGUUCGCUUCUCUCGUCGAGGCGGAAUACUACCCCUUCGUGCUCGAGGAGCUGCCGAUCGUUGCCGGUUCGACUUGA
This is a messenger RNA of Ceraceosorus bombacis, 1650 nucleotides long. Lineage: Eukaryota; Fungi; Basidiomycota; Exobasidiomycetes; Ceraceosorales; Ceraceosoraceae. The record is from the annotation of a GenBank genome assembly.